This is a messenger RNA of Microcebus murinus (gray mouse lemur), 8370 nucleotides long. Lineage: Eukaryota; Metazoa; Chordata; Mammalia; Primates; Cheirogaleidae. The record is from RefSeq and is a predicted model, not a curated record.
AAAGAUAAACCAAAAUGGUAAAGCAUUGUGGCUUUUUCCAAAAUCUUUUAUUAAAACAUCUGCAUUUUUUGCAGAUUUUUUGUUGUGUUCCUCAAAGACAACUCCCCUUGGCCAAUGUUAAUAAAUCCAUCUAUAAAGCUUAGUAAGAUGGAAGAUGAAACCCCUAUUUCAUUCACUCAGGGGCAUAGUGUAUCACACAGGACAAUCUAGUGGAAGUCGUUGGUAGACAGUAGACAUUAAUGGUUGAGGGAGUCACAUCUUAGGGGCCACUAAUUACUGUUUUAUACCAAAAUAUACAUUUUUAACUUGACAACAAUCUCAAGUCUCCUGGAAAAGGAUUGAUUAUAUUCAAUAUAUGAUGUUUACUAAGAAAGGACAUGUUAAAUAUAUAUAAGAAAGAUGCUCAAUAUUAAAAUUUAAAGGAAUGGACUUUAUGAGUUAACCUUCAAUUAUCUGACAUUUUAUUCACUGAUAUUUACUUAGAGUUUAUGUUGGUUUGGCUAAUACUGAGCUCUCUAAUAAGAUGUAAUGUCAUAGAAUACAUUCCUUGUGCCAAUUACAAAUAAAAAAUAGUUCAGAUGACCAAGCCCUAACUUAAAUAUAGGGCCUUUGGUUGUUAAAGGUGACCAGGUGAGUGGUUAAAUAGCUCAAGAAAAAGAAAGUCCAGCUAUCUUAAGAACUGGGGUAAAACAUCAAAGCCCUAUUCUCUAUGACAAUAAGCAGGCAGUAUGAAGAAUGUCAUAAAUUUCAUAUUCUUUGGUUUAUUAACAGAACAUAAAGUUUCAAUAUAAGUAGAGUCUUGUGGAUCGAGAAAGGAAAGAUAAGUUAUUAUAAGCAAGUUCAUGAAAAAAUAGGGGAAUUAUGCUUAAUGGUGUGUAUAUGUAUACAGCUAGAAACAUUUAGACUAUUACAGUGAAAGUUCUUAAAGUGUCAUGAUUUUCAUGUGUUAUGAAUGACAUCAAAUGACUCUUAAGGCAUACGUUACAGAAAGGACAAUCUUUAGAGAUUAUUAUUUAGAAAUAAUUCUGUUUCUAAAAAAUGCAUUCUAUGAAUCUACAAGAAAUGAUUUUGUCAUCUUAUUUUACUAUACUGUGAAUGUGUUGAACACAGAUUUUUAAUGGAACAAUUGUAGCUCUUUUAAUGGAACAAUUGCAAAUGUUUAUUAAAACAUUUGCAUUUUACUGUGAGUUUUUUGUUCUGUGCUCAGAACUGCUGUGGCCAACGUUAGUAAAUCUACCUUUCUAUUUCAGGAACUUGAAAAAUUGAAUAACGUAAUGGGGUCUAAUUGUGUUUACAGUCAACACAGUAUUGAUAUAAGCAAAAGAAGGACACUUAUGUUGCAUAAUAAGGGCUCAUGUAAUCAAAGAAGUUUCUUUGUUGUGUGUAUCUUUACAGAACACAACAGGAAUUGAAAAUGAAUCAGAACACUACUGAGCCUGUGGCAGCCACUGAGACACUGGCCGAGGUACCUGAACACGUGCUGCGAGGACUUCCAGAGGAAGUGAGGCUUUACCCAUCUGCUGUUGACAAGACCCGGAUUGGUGUCUGGGCCACUAAACCAAUUUUAAAAGGCAAAAAGUUUGGGCCAUUUGUUGGUGAUAAGAAAAAAAGAUCUCAGGUUAAGAAUAAUGUAUACAUGUGGGAGGUAUAUUACCCAAAUUUGGGAUGGAUGUGCAUCGAUGCCACUGAUCCAGAGAAGGGAAACUGGCUGCGAUAUGUGAAUUGGGCUUGCUCAGGAGAAGAGCAAAAUUUAUUUCCGCUGGAAAUCAACAGAGCCAUUUACUAUAAAACUUUAAAGCCAAUCGCGCCGGGCGAGGAGCUCCUGGUCUGGUACAAUGGGGAAGACAACCCCGAGAUAGCAGCCGCGAUUGAGGAAGAGCGAGCCAGCGCCCGGAGCAAGCGGAGCUCCCCGAAGAGCCGGAAAGGGAAGAAAAAAUCCCAGGAAAAUAAAAACAAAGGAAACAAAACCCAAGACAUACACCUGAAGACAAGUGAGCCAGAUUCCACCUUUGCAAAUAUGAGAGAUUCUGCGGAAGGUCUUAAAGAAGAGGAGGAGAAGCCUUCAGCUUUGGCACUUGAGCAGCCAGCCGAUCUUCAGGAGGUGGCUGGUCAGGAUGUGCUGCCAGAACUGGUAACCCCUCCCCCUGCCUGCGAGCUGCAACCAGAACCAGACGAGAAAUUAGAAGCAACAAACUGUGAGGUGAAUGAUUUGGAGGAAGAGGAGGAGGAGGAGGGAGAGGAGGAGGAGGAAGAAGAAGAAGAUGAUGAAGAUGAGUUGGAAGAAGACGGGGAGGAGGAAGCUGACAUGCCAUGUGAAAAUUCUGUAAAAGAGCCAGAAAUACGAUGUGAUGAGAAACCAGAAGAUUUAUUAGAAGAACCAAAAAAUAUUUCAAAAGAAGUUCUUGAAGACUCUCCAGAAGUAACACCUGUUAUCAAAAUCCCUAAAACUAAGGAAGAGGCCAAUGGUGAUGUAUUUGAAACAUUUAUGUUUCCUUGCCAGCACUGUGAAAGGAAGUUUACAACCAAGCAGGGGCUGGAGCGUCACAUGCACAUCCACAUAUCUACGGUCAAUCACGCUUUCAAAUGCAAGUACUGUGGGAAAGCUUUUGGCACACAGAUUAACAGGAGGCGGCAUGAGCGGCGCCACGAAGCAGGGUUAAAGCGAAAACCCAGCCUGACACUGCAGCCAUCAGAGGACCCAGCUGAAGGCAAAGUAUCUGGAGAAAAUGUUACUCAGAAAGAUGAAUUGAAUCCUCCCAAUCUUGGGCAAGACUGUCUGAUUGUGAGUUCAGAGAAAGCUUCCCAAGAAACGGUAAAUUCUUCUAUUUUAGAAGAGAAUGGGGAAGUUAAAGAACUUCAUCCAUGCAAAUACUGUAAAAAGGUUUUUGGAACUCAUACUAAUAUGCGACGGCAUCAGCGUAGAGUUCAUGAACGCCAUCUGAUUCCCAAAGGUGUACGGCGAAAAGGAGGCCUUGAAGAGCUGCAGCCUCCGGUAGAGCAGGCCCAGCCCACCCAGAAUGUCUACGUCCCCAGCACAGAGCCAGAGGAAGAGGGGGAAGCAGAUGACGUGUACAUCAUGGACAUUUCUAGCAAUAUCUCUGAGAACUUAAAUUACUAUAUUGAUGGUAAAAUUCAAACUAACAAUACCACCAGUAGCUGUGACGUGAUUGAGAUGGAAUCUAAUUCGGCAGAUUUGUAUGGUAUAAAUUGUCUGCUCACUCCAGUUACAGUGGAAAUUACUCAAAAUAUAAAGACCACACAGGUCUCUAUAACAGAUGAUCUUCCUAAAGAACCUUCCAGCAGCACAAACAGUGAGUCUAAGAAACGGAGAACUACUAGUCCACCCGUGCUACCCAGAAUUAAAGCUGAAACAGAUUCUGACCCCGUGGCCCCCUCGUGUUCCUUAAGUCUGCCUCUAAGCAUAUCAACGACAGAGACAGUGUCUUUCCAUAAAGAGAAAAGUGUUUAUUUGUCAUCACAGCUCAAACAGCUUCUUCAAACCCAGGAUAAACUAACUCCUCCUGCAGGGAUUUCAGCAACUGAAAUACCUAAAUUAGGUCCUGUUUGUGUGUCUGCUCCUGCAUCCAUGUUACCUGUGACCUCCAGUAGGUUCAAGAGGCGAACCACCUCUCCCCCCAGUUCUCCACAGCACAGUCCUGCCCUUCGAGACUUUGGGAAGCCAAGUGAUGGGAAAGCAGCAUGGACCGAUUCGGUUCUGACUUCCAAGAAACCCAAAUUAGAAAGUCACAGUGACUCACCAGCCUGGAGUAUGUCUGGGAGAGAUGAGAGAGAAACUGUGAGCCCUUCGUGCUUUGAUGAAUAUAAAAUAUCUAAAGAGUGGACAGCCAGUUCUAGUUUUAGCAAUGUAUGCAACCAACAGCCGCUGGAUUUAUCCAGUGGUGUCAAACAGAAGGGUGAGGGUACAGGCAAGACUCUGGUCCAGUGGGAAUCUGUAUUAGAUCUCAGUGUGCAUAAAAAGCCUUGUAGUGACUCCGAAGGGAAGGAAUUUAAAGAAAAUCAUUCAGUACAGUCAGCCUGUAGUGCUGUAAAGAAAAAGAAACCAACCACGCGCAUGCUACAGAAGGUUCUUCUCAAUGAAUAUAAUGGCGUUGAUUUACCUGUAGAAAACACUGCAGAUGUGGCCAGGAGCCCAAGUCCUUGCAAGUCCCUAGAAGCCCAGCCAGAUCCUGACCUUGGCCCUGACUCUGGCUUCCCUGCCCCGACUGCUGAGUCCUCCCCUGGUGUUCGUCCUUCAUCACCUGCCCUGCAGCCGUCUUCCCAUUCUUCCAGUCAGCUGCCUCCUCUCUUGGUCCCCACAGAUCCCUCUUCUCCUCCACCCUGUCCUCCGGUAUUAACUGUUGCCACUCCGCCUCCUCCCCUCCUUCCUACCAUACCUCCUCCAGCCCCCUCUUCCGGCACAUCUCCUCAUCCAUGUCCCUCGCCACUCUCGAAUGCCACCGCACAGUCCCCACUCCCAAUUCUGUCCCCUACGGUAUCUCCCUCUCCCUCUCCCAUUCCCCCUGUGGAGCCUCUUAUGUCUGCUGCUUCACCGGGGCCUCCAACACUUUCUUCUUCCUCCUCCUCCUCAUCUUCCUCUUCAUUCUCUUCCUCGUCCUCCUCUUCCCCUUCUCCGCCUCCUCUUUCUGCAGUAUCAUCUGUAGUUUCCUCUGGUGAUAAUCUGGAGACUUCUCUCCCCAUGAUGUCUUUCAAACCGGAGGAAUUAGAGAAUGAAGAUCUGAAACCCAGGGAAGAACCCCAGUCUGCUGUUGAACAGGAUAUCGUUCAGGAAACAUUCAACAAAAACUUUGUUUGCAAUGUCUGUGAAUCACCUUUUCUUUCCAUUAAAGAUCUAACCAAACAUUUAUCUGUUCAUGCUGAAGAAUGGCCCUUCAAAUGUGAAUUUUGUGUACAGCUUUUUAAGGAUAAAACUGAUUUGUCAGAGCAUCGCUUUUUGCUUCAUGGAGUUGGAAAUAUCUUUGUGUGUUCUGUUUGUAAAAAAGAAUUUGCUUUUUUGUGCAAUUUGCAGCAGCACCAGCGAGAUCUCCACCCAGAUAAGGUGUGCACACACCACGAGUUUGAAAGUGGGACUCUGAGGCCCCAGAACUUCACAGAUCCCAGCAAGGCCCAUAUAGAGCAUAUGCAGAGUUUGCCAGAAGAUCCAGUAGAAACUUCUAAAGAAGAGGAAGAGUUAAAUGAUUCCUCUGAAGAGCUUUAUACAACCAUAAAAAUAAUGGCUUCUGGAAUAAAGACAAAAGAUCCAGAUGUUCGAUUGGGUCUUAAUCAGCAUUACCCAAGCUUUAAGCCACCUCCAUUUCAGUACCAUCACCGAAAUCCCAUGGGUAUCGGUGUGACAGCCACAAAUUUCACUACGCACAAUAUUCCACAGACUUUUACUACUGCCAUUCGCUGCACAAAAUGUGGAAAAGGUGUUGACAACAUGCCUGAGUUACACAAACAUAUCCUGGCAUGUGCUUCUGCAAGUGACAAGAAGAGGUAUACUCCUAAGAAAAAUCCAGUACCGUUGAAACAAACUGUACAACCCAAAAAUGGUGUGGUGGUUUUAGAUAACUCUGGGAAAAAUGCCUUCCGGCGAAUGGGACAGCCCAAAAGGCUGAACUUUAGUGUUGAGCUUAGCAAAAUGUCAUCGAAUAAGCUUAAAUUAAAUGCAUUGAAGAAAAAAAAUCAGCUUGUACAGAAAGCAAUCCUUCAAAAAAACAAAUCUGCAAAGCAGAAGGCUGACUUGAAAAAUGCUUCUGAGUCAUCUUCUCACAUCUGCCCUUACUGUAAUCGAGAGUUCACAUACAUUGGAAGCCUGAAUAAACAUGCUGCUUUCAGCUGUCCCAAAAAGCCCCUUUCUCCUCCCAAAAAAAAAGUUUCUCAUUCAUCCAAGAAAGGUGGACACUCAUCACCUGCAAGUAGUGACAAAAACAGUAACAGCAACCACCGCAGACGGACAGCAGAUGCAGAGAUUAAAAUGCAAAGCACGCAGGCUCCUUUGGGCAAGACCAGAGCCCGCAGCUCAGGCCCCACCCAAGUCCCACUGCCUUCCUCGUCGUCCUUCAGGUCCAAGCAGAAUGUCAAAUUUGCAGCUUCAGUUAAGUCCAAAAAACCAAGCUCCUCCUCUUUAAGGAACUCCAGCCCGAUAAGAAUGGCCAAAAUAACUCAUGUUGAUGGGAAAAAACCCAAAGCUGUGGCCAAGAAUCAUACUGCCCAGCUCUCGAGCAAAACCUCCCGGAGCCUGCACGUGAGGGUGCAGAAGAGCAAAGCUGUUCUACAAAGCAAGUCCACCCUGGCGAGCAAGAAAAGAACAGACCGGUUCAAUGUAAAAUCCAGAGAGCGGAGUGGGGGGCCAGUCACCCGAAGCCUUCAGCUGGCAGCUGCUGCUGACCUGAGUGAGAGCAAGAGAGAGGACGGCAGCGCCAAGCAGGAGCUGAAGGACUUCAGCUACAGCCUCCGCCUGGCGUCCCGAUGCCCUCCGCCAGCAGCUCCGUACAUCACCCGGCAGUACAGGAAAGUCAAGGCCCCGGCUGCAGCCCAGUUCCAGGGACCCUUCUUCAAAGAGUAGACGCUCCGCCUGCUCCCUGACAGCACCUGAAGUGACCUGGAAUCAGUGAAGCCAAAGGGACUGCAGUCUGCCCCGCAGGGAGUAGCGACCUGUCCCCGUUGUGUGCGCCGCGAGAGAGGGGGAGUGCGUGUGCGCGUGUGGGUGCGCGAGUGGUCUUCAAGCAAGGGCCCUGACCCGGGGAGGCAGGAAGGCGGCCGACUCCACGCCGCCCUCUGGGAUGAUACUCGGAGGGGGCAGGCCUGGCGCCGAGUCCCGCAGCUCAGCCUUCCUGCUGGGGCGGGGCCUCUCCUACUAUGCAAUUUUCCAAGAGCUCCUUGACCCUGGUUUUUGCUUCUCGAAUUAUCUGUUGCCAUUUUGGGGGACUUUGGUCCAGUCUGAGGAAGGCCUUGAGGAGGAGGUCAAGUUCCCUUUCAGUACCACCCCUUUCCCUCGCCUCCCGUCUCCCCACAACACCUCUGGGAAUCAAUAACAUACAGACGCCUUGAGACACGAGCCUGAGCCCUGCCCGUGGCCCCAGCACUUGGAAACCCCCUUCCUUGCCUGAGCAAUUGAGCUGCUGGCUCUCGAGUCGCUUCCAGAUUUGAAAUUCUCAUCAGUCCAUUGCUCUCGAGUCUCUGCAGAGAACGCCCAAAGCAGGUGCCCCUGGGAGGAAGACCUCGUCCCCACUGUCACGCCAUUCCCUCCCUCGGGAGGGGCGGUGGAUGGGGCCUCACUGGGUGGGACCGUCACACCUUCCGUGUCUGAGCUCCUCAGAUUCGCUGCAAAGGGAAACAAACAAAUUGGGAAAUGAAAAAAAAAAUGGAAGGAUUAAAAAGCACGGGGAAGAAAAAGAGAUUUCCAGAGGCUGUAAAUGGCCUGCCAGGGGCUGCCGGGGUGGACCCCUGCUCUCGGGGGGUCAGUCCACGUCUUGGAGAAACACAUGAGCUGAGCUUGGAGUUUGGACCCAGCUCAGCCAGGUGGUUGGGUUUUGUGCCUUCGGGGCAGACUCCAGACGAGGACAUCUGAGACCACUUGGGUGCUGUGUUCUCAGCCCCGAUCUCAGUCGUGCUGUGUCAGACCCAAAGUGGAAGGAGGGAAGGUUGGCGAGCGCGAGUUGUCACACAAUAAAGGGAUUUUCUUUUUCAGGGCUACUAUGGUUGAUCUUGCAACUCUGUAAAUAUGUACGUAAACACUUUUAAAAGCACGUAUUUAUGUCCCUGACUGUAAAUGCCCCGUUUUUAAAGUUUUAUAACUUGUGUUAUUUAAUUACUCAGUCUACUGGCAGCAGUAUGGGGUCUGACAAGGGUCCGGGAGAAGGGUCUCGUGAGAUCCUCACAUGGGCAGAAAAAUGCUGAGCAUUGGCCGGAGUCACGGUUUUCCUAUUUCCAACUAAAAACCGUUGUUUGCUUUUAAUUUUUUAUGAACUGGAGUCCUUUUGCCCGCUCCUGCAAUUAACCCUCACGAGCAUGAAGAGCUGUGGCUGCCCCCACCCUCUCGAUACAGUUUUGUCGCGUAAAUGUCCACGUCCAUGAACCAUCCCCAUCAGCAGGGAGGAAACGCAAACCCAAAGCCUCGAGAGGCACCUUCAUCCCACGGCGAAUUCUGGGAAAUGUUGUUGAGCCCUUGGGGGAGAUUUUUUUUGCCGCAUGUGCAAAUGUGCUGGUCACCUUUCGACACUCCCACGCUGUCAGGAAAACUGUUCCAAUGGUGUGUGUGUGGGGGUGGUCAGCGAUGGUCUCAAGUGUGGGUGAGGGGCGCGGAGGAAGACAGCUCUGUCUCUGCCAUGUGAAGAAAACGGACAAUAAACGUGUGAAGAGCCAUCGUGA